AUGCUGCUGCCCCACGGCGCCCGGCGAACCUUAGGCCAGAUUCUGCAGCCCACAAUGGACGAUGAGGAUGAGGAGACGUCAGACACUGAAGGUUCAGAAUCCGAGGACCAGGAAUCCAGACCAGAUGCUUGGGAUGUGCUCCAAGUCCGUGCUUUGCUGCAGUGGAGACUCGGAAUGCCUGUGGAAAUUAUUGACCAGAUUAUUGAUACUGCCGAGUACUGGCCUUCGACCACGGUCAAGAUGACCAUUCCACAAGACCGAUCCCACCGGCAUAUCCGCAAGGAUCGAGACCAAGUACUUCUCAAAACUGUACCACUAUGCUUUGAUCGCAAGGUAGGUUUGUGUGGAAAUCUUCCGCCCUCUCCUGUGACGUCAACGAGGGAUGCGCUCACUAACCAUUGGAUCUUUGAUUGCUGCCUCGAAAAGCAACUUGAAGAUGCACCCGAUGCACCACAUCCAUUGCCCUCUCGGUCUUACGUCCAUCCAUGCCGGAAAAUUGUAUUCCAUAUAUCCUCACAUGACCAAGGGCCCGGACGGUGCCACCCGGAUAUGUACGAACAUUCAUGGACCUGGUUCGAUGUGGAAGUCAUUCGAGCGGCCCACACCAAGAAGAUGUAUGCCAACGGUGAGGAGCAAGAGCUUCUGCCGCACGAGUCUGGCGAUGUGGUCACCCCUCGUACCAUCGAAGACCCUCUGCUGUUGCCAGGUCCGGGUAAGCUUCAGAAUAACGGUGCUCGCGUUGCAGAAAGACAAGAUGUGGAAAUUGUCUGGCAUUAUCAAGACAACAUCCCAGCCGACUCGCCUGAGGCUCUGGAGAUGGAGAAGACCAAAGGCCGGGGCCGAGCUACGCUGGACGGACAAUUUGUUCGUGAUCUGCAGGUGGGAGAUUCCAUUGCAAUUUGGGCUCGAGCCCGGUUCCCGGGCUGGUCAAACCAUGUCUAUUAUGCUUCGGCGACUGUGUUCUGGGCGAUUUGA
This is a messenger RNA of Penicillium diatomitis, 975 nucleotides long. RefSeq lists its product as uncharacterized. The record is from RefSeq and is a predicted model, not a curated record. The coding region runs from base 1 to 975 and encodes 324 amino acids. NCBI's taxonomy places the organism in Eukaryota, Fungi, Ascomycota, Eurotiomycetes, Eurotiales, Aspergillaceae. The transcript has 2 exons.